AUGGAAAAUAAGACAUACAAUGGUGCAAUUCCAAUGUCCCGUGACAUAACAAAGGCUGGAAUUGCUCUUGUCUUCUUCGUCGUGGACGCCUUCUCUUUCCACGAUCAGCAGCUGGCGGCUCUGCUCUUCGGCGCAGAGCAUCAACGAGAGAACACGAGACGAAACUCAGAAUCGUUGCCGGCGAUUGCAUCGGCGGGAAAUGGACGACGAUGGAGUUUGACGAUCGGCGAUGGAAUUCGCUGCGUCUGCGCAGAAGAAGAGAGUUUCGUAUUACGAUCGCAAAUUGGAGGGAAUCUUAUCAAGAGAGUGCAAGAUAGGAGCAAGGACAAGAGGGUCCAUGAUCUCGAAAUUGCCACCGAGAAGCAUAAAGUGGUGUCGAAGGUGUUGGUUCUGAUGGAAAUGUUGAAGAAGGAACCCGAGAUGAUAAUCCCUGUGAGGUCGCUGGAUCGAUGCCGGAAUCAGAUUAAUUUGCCCAGGCCACACAGUAUAGUGGAUUUUAUUCGGAAGUCGCCGAAACUGUUUGAGUUGUGUAAGGAUCGGAAGGGGGUAUUGUGGUGUGGAAUGACUAAAGAAGCUGAAGACUUGUUAGAGGAAGAGGAGAAAUUGAUUAGGGAACACUCUGGCAAGGCUGCUGAAUACGUGACUAGGAUGCUGAUGAUGUCAGUCAAUAAACAGCUUCCACUGGACAAAAUUGCUCAUUUCAGGAGAGAGUUUGGUUUGCCAGCUGAUUUUAGGAGCAAGUGGGUACACGAGUAUCCACAGCACUUCAAAGUGGUUAGAUCUCCAGACGAAGAUGAUUAUCUCGAGCUUGUAGAGUGGAAUCCUGCUUGGGCCAUCACAGAGUUGGAGAAAGCUGUAUUGGGGGUAUCAGAAUCUGCCUCUCAUACACCAGGGUUGCUUUCCCUAUCUUUCCCCUUGAAGUUUCCUGCCACUUACAAGAAGGUGUAUAGAUAUGGAGGGAAGAUUGAGCACUUUCAGAAAAGGUCUUACUUAUCUCCUUAUGCCGAUGCAUGUGGCCUUCAAGCUGGAUUGAAAGAAUUUGAGAAGAGGGCCAUUGCGGUGAUGCAUGAGUUACUGAGCUUCACAAUGGAAAAGAGGUUGGUAACCGAUCACCUCACCCACUUUCGACGAGAAUUUCGUGAUGCCUCAGAAGCUGAUGAGACUCUUUUGAAGCAUUUUGGCAUUUUCUAUGUCUCUGAGAGAGGGAAGAGGUUUAGCGUGUUCUUGACAGGAGCUUAUGAAGGUGCGGAGCUGAUUCAGAAAUGUCCGCUGGUUAUCUGGAAGGAAAAGGUCUUAAGCCUUAUUGGUUAUAGAGGGAAGAAGAAAAGGAUAGAAACUUUUACGGACUUAUCGGAUGUGGAAGAUAAUGAAUUUCUUGGGGGUAGCUCUGAGGAUGGAGGCACCCCUAUGCAGCUUGAACAAAUAGAAGCUGUCAGUGAAUUGGAGGAUGUUGCAGUUGGAGACAGCUCCUUCAUGGAUAUACAUGAAAUUGACAAUGAAUACAAGCCUCACAAUUCAUUGUAAGGUCAUGUGUUCUUAUUCGAGCUGUCAAGAUACUUGCUUUCCAGUCUUCUUCUUCGUAAGUUCAAAGUUUCAUGUACUUGUACAGAUUUAAUCAAACAAACUCUGCUUACAUCUAUAAACCAAGUUAACCAAUGGCGGACUGAUCCAUGUUAUUCCUCAUUGGUCCUAAACAUUGCCACUGGAACUCCUGAAAUCAAUGGUUCAGAAAGAAUGCGUGGAUGAUGCAUUUGGCAACUCUCAGCUCGCUUUGGUGCCACCAAGUACAUCAGAAGCAAUCUAUGUAUGGUGACCGGUUCAUUCUCAGUUAUUGGCCCGACUUAAUGAGUGCUGCAAUACUAAUCCAGUAUUCUGAAAAUGAACUUGCCACCCUGCAUUUGGAUCUCAAUUGUUGGAUCAAAGAGAUGAUUGGGUAGUAGCUGUCAGGGAGAACAUAGCCUAUCUUCCACUAUGAUAAUCGACAUUCUCUCUUGUUGUUACAAAUUAGAUGCCGAGCUCAGUUUUUUACCCGUAGGACUCAAAAACUGGGUGGAUCUAAUUUUGAAAACCGGUCUGUUUCGCUGAUCUAGCAAUUGAACUGGAGGUCAAACUGGUUUGAUCUGAUAUUAGCAAAGACCAUCCAUGCAUGUACAGCCAGAUUGAUUUACUUGUGCUUUCUUUGACAAGCAACCAAUCGUUUUUACUGUGAAUCCUUGAUCUCAAUCUAUUGUUGAUGAAUCAACUGCUCUUUCUUAAGUCAUCGAGACUAAGAUGCCAGAAAAGAAAAGGAUGUACCGAAUUUCUUUGCAAUCAACCAAUCUCCAGUAAAAGAAAGGUGCAAUGUAAGCAAACGAUCGCUCCAGCAAGAAAAUCCCUCAACAUUGUUGUCUGUCCAUCCUUAAAGAGUGCGUCCUUGUCAAGGAACAUCGAUCUUCUUCUUCAACAUGGAGACUUUCAGGGUUUAGGAGCAUGUUCUUCUCGCUGAACUACUUCACCUGCUCCCUCAUGAGGUCACUUUCGUGGAACACUUUCGGCAGUAUCCCCCUGAGGACACCCAUCUCCUUCCAAGAGUCUUGCAGGUCGUUCUCAAACUUGCUUAUUAUCUUCUCGUCCUUCUUCAGCAUCUGUUUUUUUUUUUUUUUUUUCUUUUCUUUUUGUGUGAUUCCUAUGAUGAAGUCUUUCAGGAAGUAAAGCAAAUGCUCAAAAGUGAUAAACAAAUAUACGUAGAGGCCAUCUUGCAAUGAGAUGCGACUGUUUUUAUCAUUCACACAGGUUGUCUUCAAAGAGUAUGGAAUACCUGAAGUUCCAUGUCCUUUUAACUUGUGGGCGACGCAAGAAAGAUUGCCUAGUGCGUUCUGAACUUCGUGUUUGACAAUAUCAGCACUUCUUACUGCCGUUGCAAGUUCGGCACAGAGCUGCUCAACUUGCAGCCCUUUAGAGCAGAGCUUCUCUCUCAAUAAGCUCGUCAUUAAACUCUCUGCUUCAAUCUCUGAUGUCAAAGUAUCAUGUGGUAGAACGGAAAAAUUCUUGAGGAUCCUCUAUGGGGAUGUUGUGGAGCAAUAGUUAUGUGUGUCCAUGAAGAGUAAAAACCUUCAAGUUAGUGUCUUCAAAAACAGAUACUGUCGGCUGGAUAUUCAAACUAAAGCUGAAUCUUGAGAAUUGGUCGUAUGCAGGUGUACAACAUGCAUAACGCCAUCUGUAGACCCAACAGAAAGCUUUAAAAUGUGCAGGGAAGGGACAAAUCAGAGCAAACUGAAUGGAUGAUGGAGAAGGAAGUAUCUUACUGCGGGAGAAAAUGAACAGAGUCGAAAAGAGCAUGCGACACGAUCACAUGAGACUAAGUUCAUUAAAAGAAGAAAAAGAACAACAAAGUAUUAAAAAUCACAUAAUGAGAAAAGCAUGACUAAAUUUACCAGUAAAGGCAAUCUUGCUGUUGUGUUUUGCAAAGGCCAAGUAAGCGGCAGAUUACUCGGUGCAUGUAAGAUUUCUACCACGUUCCAUUGAGUUUUGGCUGUAAUGAAUAAAUUGUGAGA
Messenger RNA from Eucalyptus grandis, 3533 nucleotides. RefSeq names its product protein WHAT'S THIS FACTOR 1, chloroplastic-like. The transcript is spliced from 3 exons. Gene Ontology annotation, molecular function: RNA binding. The coding region runs from base 1 to 1524 and encodes 507 amino acids. NCBI's taxonomy places the organism in Eukaryota, Viridiplantae, Streptophyta, Magnoliopsida, Myrtales, Myrtaceae. The record is from RefSeq and is a predicted model, not a curated record.